CAUACACCGCCUGGAUCCGCUUUUGGUCUUUUGAGUCUUCGUCUGGCACUGUGAAAUUGUGCCAUGUCGCCAGUUGGAGAGUUCACUCGCGGCGUUGGCCGGCUUUUCCAAGGACGCAAGGCCUCCUGGGCUUUGUCGGAGGAGUUUCCCCCGACCGCGAAGCCGCAGAUCAUCCAGGGGCCGAGAGGUCCAGUGGAAGUUUGGCCGGAAAAAUGGGGCAUCACUACCAGCCAAUUUGCCAGGUUGUUGGAAGAGUGCCAAGAAGAUGCAGAUUGGAGCGAUGACUUCACCGUUGCGCAGCUGGUGCAAAAGUAUGUGAUUCCGCGGACUCAGGGGACUGGAUUGAGCUAUGCUCUCAUGGUUAACGUUGAGAAUCCGAAGGAGGUGGAUGUGAUGAUCUCCCAUGCGUGGGCAGAGAACGCCCUGGACUUUUGCCGUACGUUGGAGCGAUCCGUGCAAGAUCAUGAGCCACUCUUCAUUUGUGCGCUGUCCCUCUACCAGUGCGAGGACGAGUAUGGUCCCAGCAUUGCAGAGCAGCUUGGGACACAUCCGCAGGAGAGUCCCUUCCACCGCGUUUUGAAGAAGAUCCAUGACAGAGGAAAAGAGAUCGAAGACUCUGGAGGUUGGUGGCGGAACCGGCAUUGGUUGCAACGACUUCCAUGGGUAAUGCUGCUGAUUUCCAUCACCUGCGUUUUCACUCCAGUCAUUCUCAAAGGCUGCAUCCCAAUGUAUGACCACUGUGCCUAUGGGACGUGCCAUCCUUUGUUAGAAUUUCUGCCCGUUUACAUUUGGGAGUGGCAGUUCAAACCUUUGGAGGGCACUAUGCGGAUUCUAGUGCGCAUUGGCCACAUUUUUGGAGUGCUGACGGUGUUCCUGUUUGUGGUCGUGGAGAUUCUUCGAUGGAGCGGACACAUCUUCAAGGGCCGUAUGGUCGCUGUGCCCAAUCACAAUUGCGAAAUGUACACGCGAUUGUGGUGCGUAUUCGAGAUGUUUGUAGCUCAGAGUUUGCUGGUGCCUGUCAAGCUUGCAAACACUCUAGCCUCUGCAGGAGAAGUCAAUUCUGCACAUGCCCAAUGUAGCCAAAAGGAAGAUGCAAUGAAGAUCCAUGCGCAGAUCCGUGACUAUCACGAUGAUAACUCAGGAGCAGAUGAGGAUGAUAGUGAGGAUGAGGCUGGCUACAAGAUGUUGGAUGAGGCCAUCUACCAAGUCAGCAAUAAGGCCUGGACUCGUGCAAUCCUCGUGGAGGUACUGAUGGCCUUUCCCUUGGCCUUGUGUCUCAUGUGCACGGUGAGACUCAUCAAGAAAGGUUCGAUGCACUGGUGGCAGGAGCAAGCAACCAAACGUGGCGGCCUAGAGUGGUAUCACCGAGUCCUGUACUUGGCCUCCCAUGGCCGAUUGGGCUACGAUCUCUUCUGCAGUGAGGUCUUCGAGGCUUCUCCGAAGGCCUUGUGGUCAUGGUGUCUCAUCAUCGGCACACUUCUGGGCUACUGGAUUGUUCUGGGCUCGGUGGUCUACGUGGCCAAGAAGGCACAAGGCCGCAUCACCUUCUGUUCGAUCAUCCAGAUUGCCCUUGGGUUGAUCUUCUUAGAGGUUGUGGUGAAUGUGCUCAUUGUUUCGGGCGAACGUCUUUUCGGCACGUGCAGCCAUCAUCCAUACCGCUUAAACUGGUUCGUGAUCGGCUUCACAGCGGCCUUGGCCCAGGGCUCAUUGAUACUUCUCUUGCUGCUUUUGGUCGUGGCUCUUCGAUAUAUCUUGAUUGGACCUCCAACUUUGCUGGGCAAAAAUGCGGAGAUCGCAGUGAAGGCAUUCUUAGUUCUUGCUGGAAUUGGCGCUUUCCUCUUCAUUAUGUUUGCCACUUGCCGUGUGCAUCGGCCGGAGCACUUCUUUCCCAGUAUCGUCGUCAACGCGUCCCUCAUCUUUGGUUGGCUCUUGGGGCCUUUGGCCAUUCUGUGGACCAAUGCUGUCCGCUUUGGAGUCAUGUUGGUUCCAUCAACAGCCACAGGCAGCGAGCUGCACCAUACAUACAAUGAGGUGACUGACAGCAGCGAUGGUUGGAGUGAUGAACCCUGAGCAGCCUGAGCAGCGUGGGGACAGCUCGACAGUAGAAAAAGACUGUUCAGCAGUCUGCAUAGGAAGGCAUGAGUCAAAACCAAUGACCCUUGGACCCACCCUCAUGCCUGAAGCCGAGUCUCCAGCUUUGGAGAGACUAGUUCGACAACCCGGGGUGCUUCAUGCCCCCGGUGGUCACAACAGCUGCAGGUGGUGAUGCCCCCAGGUCUGGCCGGAAGGA
This is a messenger RNA of Durusdinium trenchii, 2290 nucleotides long. NCBI's taxonomy places the organism in Eukaryota, Dinophyceae, Suessiales, Symbiodiniaceae. The record is from the annotation of a GenBank genome assembly.